This is a messenger RNA of Trichoderma reesei QM6a, 1122 nucleotides long. RefSeq lists its product as uncharacterized. NCBI's taxonomy places the organism in Eukaryota, Fungi, Ascomycota, Sordariomycetes, Hypocreales, Hypocreaceae. The transcript has 2 exons. The record is from RefSeq and is a predicted model, not a curated record. Gene Ontology annotation, molecular function: protein binding. Bases 1 to 1122 code for a protein of 373 amino acids.
AUGCCCCAUCUACUGUCGCUCCCAGUAGAGGUCAUACUGCACAUAUGCCGGCAACUCCGGCAUCCCAGGACUCUGUCUUGCUUCUGCCGAACCUCCAAGGCCUUUCAUUCCAUCGCCACUCCCAUACUAUAUGCUUGUUUUGACAAUGGAGGUCUUGACGGGUCACCUGUAGAACGCGGCUUGGAACAGAGCAUCAAGUUCCUGACGGCAAUCAGCCUGCGUCCCGAGCUUGGCGAAUUCGUGCGGGAGCUACGUAUCGAAGGCUCUUGCUCCAAGGUUUUCGAUCAAAGUCAAGACGACAUGUUCCGGAAAGCGGCAGCGAGACUGGGCAUGGACAUUCCCUGCCCCAGCCAGCAGGGAUUCGAGGCCAUGGCCUGUCUGCUCAUCACCCAGACACCCAAUUUGACGACCCUCGACGUCUAUAUUGCCAACAACGGGCAUGAUCGUGAUGAUUCUAGCCCUUUCGGAAUACUCGAAAAUGCAUCUCCGCCUGUGCCGUUGCGCAUCGCGCUGCCGCAUUUACGUCAGCUGCAUCUAGGCCAGAGCAGCGAGGAGGUCUCUCUGCGAUACUUUGGCGGCAUCCUUCAGUUUGCGGCCGGCUUGACUGACCUCACCCUGCGGACAAGCUUCAAACCACCUCCUGCCAGCGUGCUCUGCGAUGAUUUGAUGCAUUUCAGGAACGUCACCCACUUAGACGUCAAGGGCCUUAACUGGACCCAACGUGGGCUGGACUUUGUCGUUUCUCGGUGUCAUGCGCUCGUCAAGUUUCGUUACCAGAGCCUGGAAGUGGCACACGGUAUCGCAUCGCCUACUGUCACCGCCAGGGAGCUCAUUGAGAUGUUGAGACAGCACGGCCACAACAAGACGCUCCGAUCUCUUAAUGUAGAUAUGAAGUAUCUCUACCCCCCCUUCAUAUGCCCCGACGGUGAACAAGUGCCGUCACUCAAAGACUUCUCGCGGCUGGAAACUUUCUGUGUCGAUGGCACCUCGAUCCAGUUUCCCGCGCCUGGUUCGCCUGAUUACCGCACCGACAUCUUGACCAAUAUGCUGCCCAGCUGCGUUCGCCACUUCGACCUUACUUAUGCACCAAACGAGUCCGUCACGAAUCUGGCGUACGAGUAG